Exophiala xenobiotica is the source of this 1868-nucleotide messenger RNA. RefSeq lists its product as uncharacterized. The coding region runs from base 506 to 898 and encodes 130 amino acids. NCBI's taxonomy places the organism in Eukaryota, Fungi, Ascomycota, Eurotiomycetes, Chaetothyriales, Herpotrichiellaceae. The transcript is spliced from 2 exons. The record is from RefSeq and is a predicted model, not a curated record.
CCAAGUCAGAAGCCGGGACUUGCCAGUAUUAUUGCACGCAAUUCCUCCACCAACCAGCAAAAGUGGUGUGACCACCAUCUACUCAUGUUUCUCGAAGCCAUCAGCGAAGUUUGUGUGACCGAACGUUGGCAAUUUCCCUCGUCAUCAGUAGAUCUUUUGAUGAGUAUUGCAUGUCUGGCCUUCUACUCGCUGAACCCGAAAGUUCCCGAUGUGUCUCUCGGUGAGUGCCUACUGCAACAUUCGAACAUGGCUCAGAGUGCAGAUGACUGGUCAGCCUUGACCUAUGGUAACAUCUGUUUCCACUCCUGAACGACGUGGCGUAAAGUAUUUGAACAGCCUUGAGGAUCAUCGACUUGAUAGCAGUUCACUUCCACCCAAGCCAGAGCAGAAACAAGACCACUACUAGUACAUUUAUCCACCUAGUCAAACACCAUUCAACACUUGUGUCUUCACACAACCGACCAACCAUCCACGCAAUCAAUCACGACAACACCACCACAUACCAAUGGCCUCAGAAUCAACAAGCUGUUCGAGCAGUGUAUCAACACUGGAAUCAAUGCACGGGUACGGCGAGAGCUGGUUUGAGAACCUGAACAAGCUGGCGGUCGAGUACGCCCAACGAAGCGAGUCAAGGCAAACGAAUGAUGCGCCAACGAUGCACGGCUACGGAGAUUCCUGGUUCGAGAACCUGAACCAUCAACGGGAAGACUUCGAGCGCCGGAUGUCCUCACAGCACGAGCGCCAAUCACAACAAGAAAUGCACAACUACGGCAGCAGUUGGUUCGAUAAGUUCGAACCCAUGUGGGAGGACUGGCAGCACGUCAAGAGGGUUGUCGACAUUGAAAAACUUGAGCACGAAAUCGACAGCGAUGACGAGAGUUGCGAGCUCGGUAUGUGAGCCCACAUCCACUUCAACAAUUACGGCUAUGGCGUUACAAUUGGCAUACCAAGGCGUUCGAUGGAGGGACUGGACAUGCACGGAAAGCGGCAGCUGUCGUCCGAUCAGUAUAGGGACACAGGGGGUGUUCACAUCAGGGUAGCCUCGAGUUCGGCAGACUUUAUCAUACAGCUAGAAGGGAGACGGCUCAUCAAGACUUACACACUUACGACUGACACGAGUACGAAGAAUACACAUGUACCAAGAGGUUAGGAGAAGACCCCAUAAUGAUAAUCAUCAAGUCACAAGCAUGAAAGCACUUCAAAGCGACAAAGCAUACUCUCUUGGUUGUGGUGGUGCGCGCUUCAGAUUCCCACAAGUCAAUUUUUAUUAGUGCGCUGUUCCUCAGGGUUGUUACAGAGACUCGCCGCCAGGUCACUUUCAUCGAUGAGCCACUCACAUACUUUGGUUGGCGCUCUCACAGCUGCUGAGAUUGGGCGAGGUGCAGCCUGCACUCCACCAUACUAUCUCCUGACACCCAUGCGCUCGGUACGAGGAUACGAUUGUGACAUGGCCCGCCUUACAAAGGCGGACUCGAUCAGGCCACGAAGGACAACCGCUCCAAACAGCCUCUGCUGACGACCUCGUCGAGGGACUCCAGGCAGUAACUGCAGCCUCCUUGUGCGACAGUGGACGUAGCCUGCUGAAGGUCAGUCUAUGCACCUUAUGAGAGGAGAGGAGGGUGAAGGCGAGAGCGAGAAGCAGACAAUCCUCGCCUUUUGGUGUCUCGUUACGCAGACAAGCAUCAUGGGUUUCGUGUGCACGUGUGUGUAUCUUAUAUAAUUUCACCAUUACACCCGUCUUCCAAUCCUGCCUCGCUAUACCCCGACCAGUCGUUAAAAAUUCCACACAAAUACAGCGCAAGUUUCAUUGCCGUUCAAAUCCAAGGCCCCUUUCCGCCAAUCACACCCGUAAUUUAUAUAGCGUAUAG